Molecule: messenger RNA, 876 nt
Organism: Plasmodium berghei ANKA
Lineage: Eukaryota; Apicomplexa; Aconoidasida; Haemosporida; Plasmodiidae
Product: BRIX domain, putative
Exons: 2
Coding region: 1-876 (291 amino acids)
Biological process (GO): rRNA processing
Molecular function (GO): rRNA binding
Source: RefSeq, a predicted model, not a curated record
AUGACGACGAAGAAAAAAAGUAAGAUAAACAGGAAAUUAAAAAACAUUGAUAAUAAAAAUAAAAAGAUAAAUAAAAAUAAAAAUGUAGACGAAAUUGAAAAGGAUGCUAUAAAAAAAACAAACGUAAUAUUAAUUAAAAAAAAAGGAAUGACUACAGAAAUCAAAACUCUUUGCCGAGACAUAACAGAAAUGUUUAAUCCUUAUUGUAUAGUAUUUUAUAUUAACAAAUUAAAAAAUGUAAAUGAAUUAAAUAAUAAAUUAAAAGAAUUGAGUUAUAAAUUUUCAAUUUCUACUUAUAUACAAAAUCUUAAAUUAUUUUAUAAAAUUACCAGUAAUUAUACAAAAUUAGCAUUAACAUUUAUAAUUCAAAGCUAUACAACAUCAGGUAUAGUUAAAUCGGUUUAUUCAAAAAAUUUAAGUUUUGAUUAUAAAAGAUUAAGGCCUUUACUUAUUUUAAAAAAUUUUAAUAAUACCCAAAAUCCAGAAAUGGCAAAUUAUUUAAUUAUAGUACAAAAUAUUUUAAAAAGUUUAUAUCCAAGUGUAAGUUUAACUAAUGAUUUUACACAUAAACCACGAAGAGUUUUAUUAUAUUGCUAUAAUUCUAGUGACAAUAGUAUAAAUUUUAGACAAUAUACAACAAAUUUUAAAAGUAGUACAUUUGAAAAAAUUAUAGGAGAAGCUUAUAAAAUUAAAGACUCAAACGAAAAUGUCGAUAUAUAUAAAUAUAUUUCGAAUAGACUUAUUAAUGAUAAUAAUACUAAUGAGGAUAAAGACAAUGAACAUAAUUUGGUAGAAAUCGGACCACGUAUUAACUUUGCUAUUUUUAAAAUCACAGAUCAGGACAAAGUAAUAUAUUCAAUGUCGAAGAGUAAAUGA